AUGGCCAAUUUAGAUUUCCAGCCGUUUCAAGAUGGAUUUUCCAUAAACUCUACCAAUGCUGAAGGUUUUUCUGGCAGGAUUGGAGAUCAAAAUCAGCUUGUAAAUGACAAUGUAUCGACAUCUGGACGGAAAUCAAAUUUCUUGUCGCUGGGUUUUUAUCAGCAGUUUUUCGAUGUGGAAACAGAUCAGGUUCUGAAAAGGAUUCUCAACAGCGUGAUUCCAACUAACAAGAAUUUCAUCCUAGAUUAUGUGCAUCCAAUGCCAGAUUUAUGGGGUCCCUUCUGGAUAUCUGUGACGCUUGUGUUCUCAGUCGGUGUGUUUGGGAAUAUCGCUCAGUACAUCGAGAACGAAGGCGCCUCAGGAAAUUAUGGAAGCGACUUUAGACUAGUCACAUCAUCAGCUACGUUAGUAUUCCUCUAUGUUGUCCUCGUGCCCAUAAUCAUCUCAGCCAUUCUUUGGCAGAGAAAAACAGAGCUGCAGUACGCGUUAUCUGAUCUUCUAUGUGCUUAUGGAUACAGUCUGUCUAUAUUUGUUCCUGUUUCGAUAUUAUGGACUUUGGACGUGAACUGGUUUAGAUGGGCCCUUAUAUUCACGGCUGUGUUUAUGAGUGGAGCGGUACUUGCUAAAGCGCUAUGGCCUGCUUUCAAAUCUGAUCCUAACAAGCUGGUAGCGUAUUCUUCGAUAUUUGGCGUUGUACUCCUUCAUUUUCUCUUGGCGCUCACAUUCAAGGUCUACUUCUUUGAUGCUGCACAUCCGACGAAGCCGGUUCAUAUCACAACGACUGGCGACAACAGCAACGCAAACAGUCAGGUUUUGAUGACUGCUAAUGUGGAGGCCUUGGUUUCCACCACUGUCAAUUCAACAAUGGCUUCCACAUCUCCCUUUCGUUCCCCUGCGAAAGAAUUGAGUACGGAGCCCAGUAAAGCGGUCACGAAUUUUGGCAAGGAGCGCACCAAAGGAGACAAUCUGAGUUCACUUAAAAAUCCCAUCGUUCAUCAAAAUACAACGCCAAGCAGUACAGUGGUGAAACCGACUACUAAAACUUAAGCUGCUACACUUGCAUACUGUAAACGUUCUGCGUUAAAGAAGAUGUUGGUUUUUGCUUUACUGCAUAGAGCAGGUUAAUAAAAAAUAUUCUAUCGCGAGACUAGCAAUAGUGUUAUGGUGCGUCAUCCUAUGUGUUCUUGAUUGAGUUCUGGUUUGCACGGUUUAUCAUGAUUACAUUUUGAGGAAGCUCAUUUGUGAUAAAUAUUUAUUGUAUGC
Cylicocyclus nassatus is the source of this 1263-nucleotide messenger RNA. NCBI's taxonomy places the organism in Eukaryota, Metazoa, Nematoda, Chromadorea, Rhabditida, Strongylidae. The record is from the annotation of a GenBank genome assembly.